Messenger RNA from Brienomyrus brachyistius, 1034 nucleotides. It is a transcript of the gene hdhd3, whose product is annotated as haloacid dehalogenase-like hydrolase domain containing 3. The coding region runs from base 214 to 939 and encodes 241 amino acids. NCBI's taxonomy places the organism in Eukaryota, Metazoa, Chordata, Actinopteri, Osteoglossiformes, Mormyridae. The record is from RefSeq and is a predicted model, not a curated record. The transcript is spliced from 3 exons.
UUUUUCCACAUGCACACACACAUAUUUGGUUGAAGAAGUUUAUUUGUAAUCUUAACUCUUAAGUGAAUGGACACAGGUAUUAAGAAAUCAAAAUAGACCGAUCUUAUUAAUCAGGUUCGUAUAUCCAGAGCUGCACGUCCCUGAAGAAUGCAGGAAGCAAAUAUAGAAAAUUAAAAGGCGAGCAGCAGAUUUCUCAGGAGCUCAGGGGUGGCAAUGUCCAAGGCAGUGCGUCUGGUGUUGUGGGACGUGAAGGACACUUUGCUGCGUGUACGCAGGUCAGUGGGACAGCAGUACUGCGAGGAGGCUACGCGAGCCGGCUUAACCCUGUCUCCUGCCGAGGUGGAAACCGCCUUCCAUCGAGCAUACAGGCAGCAAUCUGCCCUUUACCCCAACUACGGCAUAGCCCAGGGGCUUGGAGGGCAAGCCUGGUGGGCUCGGGUGGUACGAGACACAUUUUUACAGUGCGGGGUGCGGGACGAAGUCCUCCUGGACAGGUUAGCGCACAAUCUGUACCAUGGCUUCAGCAGACCGGAAAACUGGGAGGUGUUCGGUGACUCUGAACGGACCCUGCAGAGAUGCGCCUCUCUGGGCCUGCAGCUGGGAGUCGUGUCCAACUUUGACCUCCGCCUGGAAGGCAUUUUGCGCGGAUAUGGGCUUCUGCCCUACUUCUCCUUUGUGGUGACCUCAGAAGGAGCCGGAGUGGCCAAACCCAACCCAGAUAUCUUCCGGAAGGCUCUGCAGAAGUGCCGGUUGCCAGCUGCCAGCGUGGCGCACGUUGGGGACAGCUACAUCAACGACUACCUGGCCGCGCGCUCCCUCGGCAUCCGGGGAUUCCUCCUGGACAGAGGAGGAGGCGAGGGCUCGGCGCAGGUUCCCGCAGAGGAUCGCCUAAUGUCCCUCGAGGAGCUGCCUUCACGGUUAAAGCAGGAUACGGACUGAUGGUCAAAAUGCAAUGCAGGAGGUGCAGAGGAAAGUCAGUCAGAUCAAGGUUCCGGUCAAGUUCUCCUGUUAAACACUUUUGGUUUUGUAUUGGU